UACCCUUUUGCAUCCAAGGAGGAGUGGGAAAUUGCUGAUUUCCUUCUGCAUUCACCCCUUAGCAUGGCAGUGAUUGACACAUUUCUGAAGCUUUCUCUGAUAACAUUGAUUAGUUUACCCCUUGUUCAGAUCCAAAAACUACACCUUUCAUUCAGCAAUGCUAGAGAGUUGCAAAGCUGUGCAGAGAUGCUUCCUAGCGGACCAAGCUGGAAGUGUCAGAUCAUCCCCUCCACCUAUCCCACAAAAUAUCUGAUUCUAUUGUUUUGGAGGGAUCCUAUCAAAUGCCUAGAGAGUCUUUUCUCCAACCUGCUUUUCCACGACAAGCUUGAUUUUACCCCUCAUUGUGUUUACACGAUGGCAGCGCAUCUUGUGCGGGUAUACUCGGAA
Molecule: messenger RNA, 387 nt
Organism: Suillus plorans
Lineage: Eukaryota; Fungi; Basidiomycota; Agaricomycetes; Boletales; Suillaceae
Exons: 2
Source: RefSeq, a predicted model, not a curated record